This is a messenger RNA of Leptosia nina, 477 nucleotides long. The record is from the annotation of a GenBank genome assembly. NCBI's taxonomy places the organism in Eukaryota, Metazoa, Arthropoda, Insecta, Lepidoptera, Pieridae.
AUGUGGAAAAUAAUUUUCUUUUCUAAUUUUAUUUGCUUAGUUGUGUUUGCUCAACAGAUUAACGAAUAUCAGGAGUAUGUAAAACUACCAGAAUCAAGAUUACCCUCGUCCUUAGAAAUCAACGCCGAGUGUAUAAAAGAAACUGGAGCAAGUUGCGAUGCCUUACAGAGGUUCACGAAAUUCGAACUGGACAGAAACAAUGUUGCCGACAGGGUCUAUGGGUACUGCUACCUCAUUAAAAUGGGUUUCAUUGAUCAGAACGGCUACUUGAUAAAGGAAGCCGUGAAAGAUCUCGCACGAGAUAACAAGCACAUCGACGAAGUGGGAAACGUCAUUGACGCCUGUAACGCGGAGAAUACGCUCACCAACACAAUUUCAGCUAUGUUCGGCAUCUUGGAUUGUUUUAAGAAGAACUCGCCGAUACAUUUCACUUCGUAUAAUAUGGUACAAGUUGAUUGUAAAACUUGUAACAAAUAA